CAGAGAAGGAGUUGACAGGCGGCGACCUAAUGAUGACGGGUCGGGACUGAAUCCCCAUCCAGGAAUCGCCAGCACAUCCGCCUCGGAUUGGGCCAUUGCAAGGACAGAGCUUGGCUAGCGCGGGUUUCUAUAUAUACUUAAUUGCCGGACGGCUUGUCGCGAUGAUGCAAUGGCUCUUCAUCGAUGUAGAAAGAGAUACUGGAUCCAUGACGAGGGAUGUUUGUUUGGUUCAUGUGCAGGAGGAAAGAUCUGACAGAGAUUGUCGAGAUCCAACACUGAUCUAGAGGCGAUCAAUCCGCGAUCAGCAGAAGAUACGGGACUCGAAACCAAGUACGCUCAGGCAAACUCAUGAAAUCAGUCACCUUGGGUAGUCAAAUUGUUGGUUGUCCGACGAGUCGCAGUCGGCCUUAAUUGAGCUGUGUGCAACCUGUAAAGGCGGGGGGGUUGGGGAUGUUGGAAGGCAAGGAAGACAAGUUUGGAUCACUCACGUUGUCGUCGCAUCCGCAUCCGCCUCGCUCACAUACCACUGCGGCAGUGUCUUAUCCUUAUCGCGGCACGUUUGACGAGACCUACGAAGUACACGAUCCACAUACGUUGACGACUCUUUCACCGCAACGCCAGCAGCAGGCUGCUCCCCGACCCUUACCUGAACCUACCUUUGACCCAGAACUACGAUCCUCGAGUGCUUUUGGAAGUACUCGAUCGUUGCGGAGAACGUCUCGUCACUUUCAGCGCCCGCCAUCGGUCGAUGUGUCCGGACGUCCUUUUGAAGUAGAGCAAACAAUUCCUGUCUUGGUGCAGUCAAUCUCGGACCACGGCAACGGUGUUGCUGCUCUACGUCCUGCCCUUUCGGAAGCGCAUACGGAUCACGACGAGGAGGCUGACUCGGCACCGGAAGAUCAUCUUGAACGGGAGGAUACCUCGUACUGGCCCCGUAGGUCUACUCGAGUUUCCCCGCGCACAGCAUCUGCGAUUCUCUGGACUCUGGAAGAAGCGAUUCGCAAACCAUUCCCCUUCACAACAGACUGGGAAGAAGUGAAUGCGCCCAUGUCUGACGCAGCAGGUACAACCGGCUUCAGCGCCAAUGGCCGCACCCAGAAUGGAUCGUCUCGAGCCGCCCAGGGCCCGGUCCCUGUCAAUCCACACCCGCCAAGUGGUGUGCGGACUCCUACGGACAUCAUGAGACAGCGCCGGGACCGCGAAGCUCGCAAGAAGGCAGAACAGGAAGCUAGGGAUCGGGAGCAGGAGCAAAGCAAGGCUCAAGGGCAAGCGCAGCCUUAUGCUGCUGGCGUUGCGAGUGACAGAGGCUCACAACGGCGAGCGACGCACAGGGCGCCCACAGGGCCGGAGGCGCAAGACUUACGCACCACCACCAUUCCAGAACGGUCGACUAGCAACGUUCGACGACCAGAUCCUUUGUCUCCUACACAGGCAGCAGGCACCGGUGCUGGACAUGGUCAUGCAAGGCCGACGACAUCGGCAGGACAAUUCAAUCCAGCUCAGCAGUCUCAAAUCCCGCCUCAGAGCUCUGCAGGGGUUUCCAAACCCCAAGGCCAAGCCCCAGUGUCUAACCAACCGAGCACAGGAUCUCAGCCCCAACAGCAAUCUCGCCGAGUGCCUUUCCCGCAUGCCUUCGAGCGUUGGGAAACUCUGUCUUCUCACUGGGAAGGGUUGACAGGUUACUGGAUCCGCAAGCUGGAACAGAACAAUGAGGCACUCGAGCGGGAUCCUCUUAACCAGCAGAUGGCUCGUCAAGUCACUGAUCUUUCUGCUGCUGGUGCAAAUCUGUUUCACGCCGUCGUGGAGCUGCAGCGGUUGCGCGCAUCAUCCGAGCGGAAAUUUCAGCGCUGGUUCUUCGACACCCGCACGGAACAAGAAAGGGCGAAGGAGUUGCAAGCAGAGCUUGAGCGACAGAUACGAACUGAACGGCAAGCUCGCGCGGACGCUCUUGCCUCCUUGCAGAAGGCUGAAAGCGACAAGUCGCGCGCGGAAGAAUUGCUCAAAGAAAUGCGUCGGGAGUUGCAAAUCUCGAAAGAAGAGGCUCGCCGCGCCUGGGAAGAACUUGGUCGGCGCGAGCAGGAGGAGCGCGAGAGGACCAAUUCAUUGCGUAACGGCGAGCCCACAUUGGUGGGAGGAGUGCAGGUGGUGCCUAUGGUCACUGGAGCCCCGCAUCGUCAGGCAUCAACCGCUCGUCCUCAAGCUCGCGAGAGCCCCUAUGCAACCGGCGGAGCUACUAGUGGUGAAGGCGCGCCAAAGAGCACGGUGGACAUCGAAGGUCAAUACUAUGGCGAGACUGCUGCAUCGCCCACCGGCACGGAUCCUUUUGUCGAAGGGCCGCCACCGGCUUCCUCGUCUGCAGAAACUCAGAGGCAGUAUCCUGCGCACUAUUACGACCAAGAGCCCGGCUACCCUGCUCGACCAACGUCAGAAAAUGACGAUCGCUCGUAUGGUCCUAGUGUAGCCAGCAGUGAACCAGGCGAAGACGAAUUUGGGGCCAGCUAUCGCCGCAAUCCACAAGGGCCGAUUGUUUAUCCUCCGACAAUGUCCGAAGGGAGCGACGAUUAUGAGCACGGCUCACUCGACGAAUCAGGAUAUCCUCCCAGCUCGUUGCCUGCAUCGUCGGGGUCUAUCUAUGGAGGCUACAACCAAACUGUCGACUACAGUGGCUCGGGCUGGGGCGUCGGCUCUGGGUGGGAAUCAAUGACUCCCCGACAUCGCCAUCCUACUCGCCUAAGCGAUGUCAUUGAAGAAGAAGAGCCACGUACCACGCCUAGCCGUGCCAGUAUGGCUAGCCGCAGUGUACAGUGAGAUGGAAAGCUUUACCGUACAUACCGCCUGAGGGCCAACUUCGACCCAAAGCUCGUCUUGCGUUUCUUGUUUCGUCUCCUUCCAGUCAUGCAUUUCCUUCUUGUUUCUCGUACGACAAUACCUCCUUGCUUCGCUUUCGCAUGUCUCCUUCGAUCACAUUCCAUGUGCCAUAUUCGACCCGCAUACUCCUUUUGAUCCAAGAAACUGAGAUCCAGUGAGCGUUGCUUGCAUGGCACACAUCCUCUCCAUGGAUAUCCAGACUUUGCUUGCGAGGAAAGCACGCGGUGUAAUUAAUGUAAUGCUAUCAAAGUUCGUGAUUCCAUGUUUGCAGCGAAACAGGCGCAAAGUGUAACAUCGGUCCUGGCCUUUUCAGAUCUACUACACGCGCGGUAAAUCACAUUGUAGUGAAUGCCAAUACAGGGCUUCAGGAGCCGAGCAAAACUUUGACCUUUGGAUUAACCUGUCUGUGAACCGAGGGGGUGAAGGCCACACUCGUG
Messenger RNA from Aspergillus brunneoviolaceus CBS 621.78, 3305 nucleotides. RefSeq lists its product as uncharacterized. The record is from RefSeq and is a predicted model, not a curated record. Bases 451 to 2808 code for a protein of 785 amino acids. NCBI's taxonomy places the organism in Eukaryota, Fungi, Ascomycota, Eurotiomycetes, Eurotiales, Aspergillaceae. The transcript is spliced from 2 exons.